AUGGGAGAAGCACCCCGGUCCUGGAUGGACUCACGUUGUAUCGAUGACUACCGGCCGCUGCGUGUGAUUGUCGUGGGCGCUGGCAUCUCGGGCAUCCUGGCAUCGAUUCGUCUCCCUCAAAGGAUACCAAAUCUGUCACUCCAGAUAUACGAAAAGAACUCAGACAUUGGGGGUACAUGGUUUGAGAACAAAUAUCCAGGCUGCGCGUGCGACAUUCCCGCUCACACAUACCAAGCGACAUUUGAGCCAAACCACGAAUGGUCGCAAUUCUAUGCAAGCUCCAAAGAAAUCCACCAGUACUGGAAGAAAGUGGUGGCCAAGUACAAUUGCAUGAGACAUAUCAAACUCAACCAUCAAAUUGUGAAGGCCGACUGGAAUGAUCGACAGGGCAAGUGGCACGUACAGGUCAAGAACACUCAGGAUGGCAGCGUGCUGGAAGACUCCUGCGACGUACUGGUCUCGGCGACUGGUGCUCUGAACGAUUGGAAAUGGCCUCAAAUCCCCGGCCUUCUAGACUUCAAGGGCAAGUUGUUGCAUAGCGCCAGCUGGGAUGAGACUUUUGACUGGACCGGCAAAAGACUCGCUGUCAUUGGAAACGGCUCCAGUGGCAUACAAAUCGUGCCGGCAGUGCUACCCAAGUCCGCCCACAUCGACCACUACAUCCGGGGAAGGACAUGGCUUUCACCAACGUUUGCCAGAGAGAAAGUCGACUUGAUGGGCAAAGGCUUGGAUAACUUUUCGUUCUCGCCUGAAGACAUCAAGCGAUUCCAGACCGACCCGGAUUUUUACGAAAAGUUCAGGAAGGACAUCGAGCUCGAACUCCAGACCGUCCACGCCGUAACGAUGAGGGGCACGCCUGAACAAUUGGGGGCCGUGGAAGUGUUCACGGAAAACAUGAAGAGAAGAUUGGCGGGCAAGCCAGCUCUUGUGGAUACUCUGAUGCCCUCGUUUCCCCCAGUCUGUCGGCGCUUGACUCCAGGACCUGGCUACCUUGAGGCGCUCACAGACCCAAAGGUGGACGUGAUCACGACGGGAAUCCAAGCAGUCGACGCCGAGGGCAUCAUCACGACAGACGGUCAACAUCAUCCCGUCGACGCCAUCAUCUGCGCGACGGGCUUCGACACGACAUUUUGCCCUCGCUUCCCUAUCACGGGGAAAGGUGGCGCCAGCCUGGCCGACAAGUGGAAGGACGUGCCCUCGACGUACCUGUCACUCGCCACGGACGAGUUUCCGAACUACUUCAUCUCUCUGGGUCCGAACUCGGCGCUGGGGUCGGGCAAUCUGCUGCUCCUGAUCGAGAAGGCGAUCGACUACAUGACGUUCUGCCUGGCAAAACUGCAGAGGGACAACAUCCGAAGCAUGGCGCCACGGGCCGAGGCCGUCGAAGCAUUCGUCAAGUACUGCGAUGAAUACUUCCAGACCACCGUGUUCACCCUGGACUGCCGGAGUUGGUACAAAGGUGGCACGUCCGACGGGAGGGUCAGCGCCCUCUGGCCGGGGUCGUCGCUGCAUGCCAUGAAAGCCCUGGCCCAUCCGAGAUGGGAGGAUUUUGUUUACGAGUACGAGAACGACAAUCCUGGCGCGUGGAUCGGGAAUGGCUGGACGGUCGACGAGAGGGAUAAGAAGGUCAAGGUGGAUUAUCUGAACAGGGAUCGAAUCGACUUUCCUCCAUGUUCGCUGUGAUGUGAUUGAUGGGGCAUUGAUUUGAUUACUCGCAUCAUUCUCGUAGUCAUCGGACAGGCGUUUCUGGAGCAUCUUGGACCGGCGGUGGAGAGGCUCACUAGGCGGUGGGAUGGAGAUGUUAGAUUUGCAAUACCCAGGUGUGUCGUAUGCAGGCUGACGACGAGGAACAUCUUGUAUAUACUACUCGUGGUAGCUGCGGCAAAUACCAUUGUAGUUCUCAG
Molecule: messenger RNA, 1904 nt
Organism: Exophiala xenobiotica
Lineage: Eukaryota; Fungi; Ascomycota; Eurotiomycetes; Chaetothyriales; Herpotrichiellaceae
Exons: 5
Coding region: 1-1683 (560 amino acids)
Source: RefSeq, a predicted model, not a curated record